Parus major (Great Tit) is the source of this 2769-nucleotide messenger RNA. RefSeq lists its product as uncharacterized. Gene Ontology annotation, cellular component: membrane. The record is from RefSeq and is a predicted model, not a curated record. NCBI's taxonomy places the organism in Eukaryota, Metazoa, Chordata, Aves, Passeriformes, Paridae. The transcript has 4 exons. The coding region runs from base 1967 to 2656 and encodes 229 amino acids.
CACAUAACAUUCAUUUUAAUAUUUGCGAAAAGCCAACAAUAUAAUAUGUAUCUAUAACACUUUCUUGAUUUGCGCCUGACACUUGAAAUCUGGGAGCUUUUUUCAACAACACUCAGGGUACCAGUUUAUUUUGCUUUUUGUCCAUAAUCUGAAUCAUAUUGGGUUAUCCAAGUGGGAGAAGCUUCAUGUUCAUCUACUGGCUGCCAGCAACACUAACCAACCCCUUUUGUAUUCCCUCAGUUAAAAGCUGGCUGACCUGGCGCUUUGGCUUAGACAUGACCUACUUAAUGGAGGAUUCACGAAAGAAUUGCUAGUUCCGGAUGACAUGAACAUAAAUAGCAUUUGCAGGAACAGUGGUAGUAUGUCCAUCACAACACACUUGAAGGGUUUUUUUUGAAGCACACCAAGUAUUUGGGUUUAAAUCAGAGAGUGUUUGGAUUGCCUUUGGUUCAGAUCCAUCUUCUCACACUGACUCCUCUGACACGCAGCCACAAUCAGCACUCUAAACCAGUAACUUAGUGCAAAAUCCUCUUUUUGAGGUGCCAGGUGCCUUUGACUCUACAGGUUAUUCCCUCCUCAAACUCUUCAUUGUUUUUGACUCCUCUAACUUUUUCCCCUCAUGAAUAUUUUGGCUUUACUCACUAGCACUUUGGCAGUACUUCCUUCAGAACACCCUCACAAACUUUCAUCUUCCUUCUGAAGUGCUCUGUUGCUCUGCACUUGGCCCCAGUUCCCUUCCUAAUAUGAUUCUUGCCUGCUAAUCACAGGUCUUCCCACUCUCCCAACCCAUUUCAGAGAAGUAUUUGCCUCCCAGAUUCCUUUAACCAUACUCCCUCUAGCCUAUCCUGCUUUUGCUGAUUCCACUGCUUUGGGAUCUGCACACCAAAGCUAAAGUGACAACUGGUGACUCCAGGAAUGGGCCAUUCCUUCUGACAUUAUUUCAUCAGCCAAGUUUUGCGAAUCAAAUAUGGGUCCUUUUUGCUUUCAGAUGCAAAGAAAAGCAGAAAUACUCAUGCCUCUCUCAGCUGCAUUGUGCUUUAAGAGUUAUGAAAUUGAGUCCUUACUGGAUACUCAAGCACAAUUCCAUUUCCUUGAGAGUUUUGAACAUAUGCAGGAUCAUCAGAGAAAGUGUCCCAUGAUCCCUAAUCCUGUAGUUGAGGGAAGAGGUGUCAGCCAAAUAGUGACCAUAGCCCAUCCUUGGUGCAGUCAUAGCAUGUCUGGCAGGGCUGGGUGGUACAGGUGAGGCUUGAAGCUGCUGUAGCUCCUCUCACAGGAUCGUGCUCUCUGUGGACCUUGUAUAAACACAGACUGAUUCAGAGCACACCUGCUGGUUUUGCAGAUAGGCUGCCCUCUCCAGCACUUUUCCCUCCACCCAAGUUGCAUAGACAAGCUCUACUUUAAUAUAAAUACAGUUUAACUAGUCAACUUUUGAUGAAAAAGGACUUGUUCUGCACUGAAAAAAUAAAGAAAAACACUUUGGGGAAUACAGUUUACCUGUAAACACCAUGUGCAUAUAGCCACAAAGUUACUGAGUUCCUGAAAUUUCCUCUUGUGGUGUGUUAGGUUGAUAUCGUGGUACAUUAGAGUCUAAAUGUUCAGAUAAUUAGGCCAAUGCUUUUUGUGUUCUCACGAUCACUCUGGAGAGGUUCAGCAGAAGAGAGGUCUCCUUUGGAGUAUCUGGAUAUUCUGUACUCAGCCCAAAGUUGUGGUUUAUACAAGCCUAAAAUAAAAAACAAUGUGUUCCCUCUCCUCUCAGAGCAUUUUUGACAUAUUCUCAGAGAGAGAUCAGGACAGCCACCGGGGAAGUAAUUGUCACUUGCAAUGUGGCUCUCAUCCAGGGAUCAGGCAGAGCACUGUGAGCUCAAAGCUGUGGUAACUUUAGUAAGUGUGACAUUCUCUAGGCAGAAUGUGAGGUCCUGUUGCUAUAAUACACACAUAUUUUUUACCCAUACUACCAGAGGGAGAGAUGAUGAGGCCAUGUACUUCAGCAGCCAUGAGCCAGCACAUUGGGAAGCUCUAUAGAUCUGCAGUGUCUUCAUUCAUCUUCUUCUUGGUGGUGGAUGUAGGAGUUACUGGUGAAGGUGCAAACAAGGAGAAUGCAGCAACUGUGACUCAUGUAACAGCACAGCCCUUGUUGUUGACACCUGAGCCUUGGAACCUUUUGGUGACUCAAACACCAGCCAAGGAGAAAGCCAAAGAAGGUGAAACUGUGACCUUGAACUGUCAUCUUAACAGUCCACAGCAUCCCUCUCUGACCGACCUGAUGGUGAAGUGGUACAAAGAAGAUGAAAAAGGGCAGAUGGACCUGCUAGAAAAGAAUGUGACCAUCUUGCCAAAUAACUCCAGGAUCUUCACAAGUGGAGACUUGUCCCAAGGGGAUGUUUCCCUGAUUAUCCUCAAUGUGACAAGCAGUGACCAUGGUAUUUAUUUCUGUGAGGUUACACUUCCGGAUGGGAAGGUGGUGACAGGAGAUGGCACAAAGCUCAGGAUCAGGAGGGCUCUGGGCUUGUUUGGUAUAGAAGAAUCCAUUGGAACAAUCAUUGGGGUUGUGGCAGCUGGUAUUGGAGGCAUAGUGGUUCUGAUUAUUGUUUUAACCCCACAACUGAGGAAGUGCAUCCUCUGCAUGAGACAAGAGUCUCGCCAAAGCAUAGCUUGAGGUGCAGCAUUGCAGGAGUCGCUGGGAUGUGCAAAGCCUGCAGGUGGAACAACUUCUGAUGCCUCAUAAGCCAAAACCCGGAGUUCUAGACAGAAUAAAAGCCUUUGCCUCUA